AUGGGUGUAUUUGGCGACCUCUCGCCGGGAGGCACCAUCGCGAUUGGUAUCCUAGUCGGUCUACUGUCCACGAGCGUCCAGUCCCUCGGCCUCACCCUACAGCGAAAAUCGCAUAUGCUCGAAGAUGAGAAGUAUCCCCUCGAAUUCCAGCGACCGGCAUAUCGAAGACGAAGAUGGCAGCUGGGCAUGGGCAUGUUCGUCAUAUCCAACAUAUUCGGAAGUACCAUCCAAAUCUCGACCCUACCACUACCAGUCCUAUCGACUUUACAAGCUGCCGGACUUGUAUUCAACUCCAUAUGCGCUACAUUAAUAUUAAACGAACCUUUUACGCGAUGGUCUUUCUACGGGACCGCACUUGUCACCACCGGCGCUGCAUUAAUAGCUAUAUUCGGCGCGAUACCCUCUCCGGCACACAGUCUAGCGGAGCUACUGGAGUUGCUUGGUAGAUGGCCGUUUAUUCUCUGGAUGUCGCUCCAGGCUGUACUUGUUAUCUCGAUGGCAUUGGUCAUCGAUCUAGUCAAUCAUUUCAGCAGUUUAUCGCAGAAUGCCAGGUUCCGGCUAGCCCGUGGACUCGUAUUUGGAUGCAUCAGCGGUAUUCUAUCGGCUCAUUCCUUAUUAUUCGCGAAAUCCGCCGUCGAAUUGGUCAUCAGGACAAUCGCUGAUGGCGAUAACCAAUUCGGGCAUUGGGAAUCAUGGAUGCUUGUGCUUGGAUUGGUCGCCCUGGCCUUGAGCCAGCUGUAUUAUCUUCACCGCGGAUUGAAGCUAGUAUCCACAUCCGUGUUAUACCCUCUUGUGUUUUGUAUUUACAACAUCAUCGCCAUUCUAGAUGGCUUGAUUUAUUUCCACCAGACCGACCUCAUCACACACUUACAUGCAGGGCUGAUUACCUUGGGCACGGUUAUAUUAUUAUCUGGCGUUCUAGCAUUAUCAUGGCGCCUCAGCGACGAGCAGCACCCACCAGCUGUUGGGUCAUCAAGUCUUACGCCAGGACUGGGACUUGUCGAAGAUACAGAAGGGGAGGAAUCAUCUCCGACUGAUACCGAAUCGGCUGGUGAGGCUGGAACAGCAGUACCGCCUACAUACAACACAUUCGCACCGAACGGGGAGACCACACCCCUCACACCAGGCCGCAAGCCAUCCAGCCGCUGGCACGAGCGCGCGCAGAUAUGGGAUGAAUUGGAAGACCAAGAAACGCCGAGGCCAUCAUUGAGAAAUAGGUCGAGCACUUUACCUGCAAGUGCGAUUGGCGAAGAUACGCCACUAAUGCCAGGGCGAAGAGUCAUAUCAGGGGAAUCGACGGCGUCACUAAACGCGGUCGAAGCGGACGAAUCCUCGCCGAGGAAGAUGUUUAGACGACGAAGAAAGUCAACCGGAUUCCCGGGUUUCACAGCACGUAAACAUAUACGGCGGAAGAGUUCCGCCAGUGCUGGUGUUCAAGAUGCUCUGGGCGGAAUUUGGAAGCUGAGGUGGUGGCGAGGGAAACAAGACGACCCGGACGUAGCGGUAGCAAGCCCACCGGGUAGCGGAAGUAGAAGUCGACUGUGGAGUCCAUCGAGGCGGCAACGAUAUGAAGACGAGCCGGAUGAUGAGGGCGAGAGAAGGUCGAGACCAGGAAGUCCUAGAGGUGAUGAUGCUGUUUAA
This is a messenger RNA of Annulohypoxylon truncatum, 1641 nucleotides long. RefSeq names its product magnesium transporter NIPA-domain-containing protein. Gene Ontology annotation, biological process: magnesium ion transport. Gene Ontology annotation, cellular component: membrane. The coding region runs from base 1 to 1641 and encodes 546 amino acids. Gene Ontology annotation, molecular function: magnesium ion transmembrane transporter activity. The record is from RefSeq and is a predicted model, not a curated record. NCBI's taxonomy places the organism in Eukaryota, Fungi, Ascomycota, Sordariomycetes, Xylariales, Hypoxylaceae. The transcript has 2 exons.